AUGGCGUCCAGUCGAAGGAACAGCGGGGUUAUCCUACGGGAAGGGUCGGUUAGGGACUGGUCCGAGUUCAACGAUCCCUUGCCAUCUCCAAAACUGCUGUAUUCGCAGUCCUAUGUCGCAAUGAGGGGGUUGCUGGCCUCGGUGAUCUCCUUGGACUUUUUCCUGCUGUGGAGCAAGCUAAAGUCAGCGUACAUGGCUAUGACUUCCCAGAGGCAUAGUAGAUCACAGGAGAGAUCAAAAUCAAAGGGGUUGAGCUGCAGGCGAGUUGCAGUCCAUCUGUUGUUCUUUUUCAUGGUUGGCAUUUUCAUUGGGUUCAUGCCUUUGUUCUCUGUCGACAUUUACAAGAAAAUAGUAUCUGAAAACGAGAGGCUUCCAUUCCAUGAGGGUGUGAUUGAGACGGAAACGAUGGGUACCAAAGUUAAGGAGCUGGAGACAGUUGUAGUAGAGAAAGAGGUCGAACUGAUUGACGAGCCUCAGGUUCAAGAGAGCCCUCCAGUUCCUGCAAUGUUGGAUGAUGAGGCAGAUUUUGCUGAAUCGGCACCUGCGUUACCUGGUAUUGAAGAAUCUGACAUUGUCAUGAAGAAGCUGCUGAUAAUCGUGACAAUCACUUCUGUUCGGCCACAGCAGGCAUAUUACUUGAAUCGGCUAGCCCAUGUUUUGAAAGUUGUACAGGCACCUCUUUUGUGGUUAGUGGUGGAAUGGCCUGAACAGUCCUAUGAAACAGCAGAAAUUCUGAGGUCUUCUGGGGUUAUGUACAGGCAUCUUGUAUGUAGAAAGAAUACCACGAGUGUACGAAAGAUUGCUGUGUGUCAAAGGAAUAAUGCAAUAUAUCAUGUCAAAAGGCAUCACCUUGAUGGUAUAAUGCAUUUUGCUGAUGAAGAGCGGUCAUACUCAGCUUAUGUAUUUGAAGAAAUGCAGAAAAUCAGGCGUUUUGGUUCAUGGCCUGUAGCAAUCCAUGUUGGAACUAAGUAUAGGGCAGUUUUGGAAGGUCCUAUUUGCAAAGGUAAUCGAGUCAUGAGAUGGCACACAGUCCAGACAGUUCAAAAGAAGAGUUUGACUCGUCGAUUCCCAAUUGGUUUCUCUGCAUUCGCUUUCAACAGUACAAUGUUAUGGGACCCUCAAAGAUGGAACCGCCCACCUAUGGAUUCUGUUAUAGUCCACUCAGGUGGAAAAGGUGGUUUGCAGGAAUCACGAUUUAUAGAAAAGCUUGUUAAAAAUGAGCGCCAGAUAGAGGGUCUUCCAGACAAUUGCAAUAGGGUCAUGGUCUGGAAUUUCAACCUGGAACCUCCUCAACUGAACUACCCCACAGGCUGGGCAAUUUAUAAGAACCUGGAAGCUGACAUGCCUGUAAUAUAG
Miscanthus lutarioriparius is the source of this 1356-nucleotide messenger RNA. Lineage: Eukaryota; Viridiplantae; Streptophyta; Magnoliopsida; Poales; Poaceae. The record is from the annotation of a GenBank genome assembly.